Molecule: messenger RNA, 2348 nt
Organism: Pseudopodoces humilis (Tibetan ground-tit)
Lineage: Eukaryota; Metazoa; Chordata; Aves; Passeriformes; Paridae
Source: RefSeq, a predicted model, not a curated record
GCGGGAGCGGCGCCGCCAUUUUGGUGCUCGGGAGCGGCGGCGGCGGCGCUCGGGAAGGUGCUGCCACCAUGGAAUACGAGCGCAGGGGCGGCCGUGGGGACCGAACGGGGCGUUACGGGGGUGCCCCACCCCUCUCCGAGGACGGCUCCCGCAGCCAGCGCGACCACGACUAUCGCGACAUGGACUAUCGCGGCUACGGGGGACCCCCGGAGGGGCCCCCCGCUGCCGGGACCCCCCCUCAGGCCUCCUACGAGAACUCGGAGCCCCCCCGGAAACGGGAGCAGCCCCGGGAGCCUCCCCGGGACCCCCCGGCGCUGCCGUUCGGCGCCGACGGCGAUUACCGGGACCAGGAUUACCGGGAGGGCGCCGAGGAGGAGCCGAGGGCCAGCACCAUCGUCAUGCUGCGCAUGCUGCCCCAGGCGGCCACCGAGAACGACAUCCGGGCGCAGCUGCAGGCGCAGGGGGUGCAGCCCCGUGAGGUGCGGCUGAUGCGCAACAAAUCCUCAGGUCAGAGCCGAGGAUUCGCCUUCGUGGAAUUCCAUCACGUGCAGGAGGCGGCCAGGUGGAUGGAGGCCAACCAGGCCGGGCUGACCCUGCUGGGGCACCGCGUGUCCCUGCACUACAGCGACCCCAAACCCAAAAUCAACGAGGACUGGCUGUGUGCCAAGUGCGGGGUGCAGAACUUCAAGCGACGCGAGAAAUGUUUCAAAUGCGGCGUCCCCAAAGCCGAGGCCGAGCAGAGGGGUCCGGGGGGUCCCCGUCCGGAGCUGGUGCCGGGGGGGGGAGGGGGGCUCCUGCCCCUCCCCCAACCCUACGGCCCCACCCUUGGGGGGCCCCCAGGGGGGUCCCAGGGGGGCACCGAGCCCGGAGCUGACAACGCCAACGACACCAUCAUCCUGCGGAACCUGCACCCCCAGAGCAGCCUCGAGUCCAUCCUGGCCGCGCUCGCCCCCUUCGCCGCCCUCUCGGCCGCCAACGUCCGCGUCAUCAAGGACAGACAGACACAGCUGAACCGCGGCUUCGCCUUCGUGCAGCUCAGCACCAUCGUGGAAGCGGCGCAGUUGCUGCAGAUGCUGCAGGCCCUGCACCCCCCCCUGCACAUCGACGGCAAAAGCAUCAACGUGGAGUUCGCCAAGGGCUCCAAGAGGGAUGUGCAGGGGGCGGGGCCAGGGGAGGGGCCCCCCCGCGCCAGCGCCGCCUCCGUCGCCUCCACGGCCAUCGCUGCCGCCCAAUGGGCAUUGUCACAGGCGGCUCCAGGUUCAGACACGCCCUGGGCGGGGGGGGAGGAGCCCAGCGCUGACUUCAGCGGUUUCUACCAAUCGGAGGAGCCGUUCCCCGGGCCUGGCCCCGCCCUCUACGGCCCCGCCUACCUGAAAGGAACCUCGGCCCCGCCCCCCGGCCCCGCCCUGCCCGGCCCCACCCCCAGCAAGGCCGAUGGCCCCGCCCCUGGUCUUCCCAGGUGUUCCCAGGUGUUCCUGAACAUCCCCCAGGUGUUCCCAGAUGUGGGCCCUCCCUUUCCCAGGUCUUUCCAGAGCUACUCGGGGCCCCUCAAGGCCGAGACCCCAAAUUCUGCUCCUGGGGGGCCCCCCCCGGCCGCCCCCCCCAGCGGGGAGAGCUACGGGCAGUACCCCGUGCCCGACGUCUCCACGUACCAGUACGACGAAACCUCGGGGUACUACUACGACCCCCUGACGGGGCUCUACUACGACCCCCACUCGCAGUACUACUACGACGCGGGGGCGGGGCAGUACCUGUACUGGGACGGUGACAGACGAACCUACGUGGCCGCUCCCCCCGCCGAGCCCCCCCCGGGACCCCCCGGGCCCCCCGGGACCCCCAAAGAGCCCAAGGACAAAAGUCUCUGGGGGUCUCAGAUCGCCAAGGACAUGGAGCGCUGGGCUCGGAGCCUGAACAAGCAGCGCGAGAGCGGCCGCAGCUCGGGGCCCCCCCCGGCCCCCCGCGAGGACGAGCGGCGCGAGGCGGCCGCGGCCGACGCCGGCUACGCCAUCCUGGAGAAAAAGGGCGCUUUGGCCGAGCGGCAGCACCUCCCCCUGGAGCUGCCCCGGCUGGGGGGCGACGAGAGCUCCGGGGGGAGGGGGUCACUCCAUAUGUCCCCAAAUAUGAAGUACCGGGACCGCGCCGCCGAGCGCCGCGAGAAGCAGGGGGGGCCCGACCCCCCCGAACCCAAACGGCGCAAAUUUGGGGGGCCCCCCUCGACCCCCGGGGACCCCGAGGCGCUGCCCCGUGAGCCCCCCCCGGGGUCCCGAGCGCUCCAGGGCCCGCCCUGGAGGGACAGCGGGGGACAGGGGAGGAGACGGGCCCCGCCCGGCCCCGCCCCGGGGGCGUGA